UGCAGUCUGUGGAUGGAGCUGGGAUGCAGGCUCUGGGAGGCCAGCGAAGGGGAAGGGGUGUCCCCAGCGCCCACUCCUCCGUUCCACAUGCCCGGGCCGGGCCCGCGGCUGCCCGCCUCCGCUCCUCCUCCACUGGGCUCAUAUAUGCAGAGACACACAGGCACACACUCAUCUAUGCAGCCCCAUACACGGAUCCCACACGCACGCUGGAGCGGAUGUGCCCAGACCUCGGUCCUCCUGCCACCCACACUUCCCUUCAUGCGUCCCCUGGUGGAGAAGGAGGGUGCCAUCGGUGCCCCGGCUGCACUCAGGCCGUCAGUCCCUGUGAGAAGGAGGAUGGAAGGCAUCCUCUGAAUCUAGUUCCAGACUCAUCUAGAAUCUACAAGUGUCUCGUUAGUGCCUUCAUGCCGCUCCUGCCUCAUUCUUGUCUCCGAGCGGGGAAGAUGACGUCGGUGGCCAAGGUGUACUACAGUCAGACCACUCAGACGGAGAGCCGGCCCCUCGUGGGCCCAGGGGUCCGACGGCGGAGGGUCCUGACAAAAGACGGCCGCAGCAACGUCAGGAUGGAGCACAUCGCCGACAAGCGCUUCCUGUACCUCAAGGACCUGUGGACGACCUUCAUCGACAUGCAGUGGCGCUACAAGCUUCUGCUCUUCUCCGCGACCUUCGCGGGCACCUGGUUCCUCUUCGGCGUCGUGUGGUACCUGGUGGCCGUGGCCCACGGAGACCUGCUGGAGCUGGGCCCCCCGGCCAACCACACCCCCUGCGUGGUGCAGGUGCACACGCUCACCGGGGCCUUCCUCUUCUCCCUCGAGUCCCAGACCACCAUCGGCUACGGCUUCCGCUACAUCAGCGAGGAGUGCCCGCUGGCCAUCGUGCUGCUGAUCGCCCAGCUGGUGCUCACCACCAUCCUGGAAAUCUUCAUCACGGGCACCUUCCUGGCGAAGAUCGCGCGGCCCAAGAAGCGGGCCGAGACCAUCCGUUUCAGCCAGCACGCGGUCGUGGCCGCCCACAACGGGAAGCCCUGCCUCAUGAUCCGCGUUGCCAACAUGCGGAAGAGCCUCCUCAUCGGCUGCCAGGUGACAGGCAAACUGCUCCAGACCCACCAGACCAAAGAGGGCGAGAACAUCCGGCUCAACCAGGUCAACGUGACUUUCCAGGUGGACACGGCCUCGGACAGCCCCUUCCUCAUUCUGCCCCUCACCUUCUACCACGUGGUAGAUGAGACCAGCCCCUUGAAAGACCUCCCCCUUCGCAGCGGGGAGGGGGACUUCGAGCUGGUGCUGAUCCUAAGCGGGACGGUGGAAUCCACCAGCGCCACCUGCCAGGUGCGCACCUCCUACCUGCCGGAGGAGAUCCUCUGGGGCUACGAGUUCACGCCCGCCAUCUCGCUGUCAGCCAGCGGCAAAUACGUAGCUGACUUCAGCCUUUUUGACCAGGUCGUGAAGGUGGCCCCUCCCAGCGGCCUCCGCGACAGCGCGGUGCGCUACGGAGACCCCGAGAAGCUCAAGCUGGAGGAGUCCUUAAGGGAGCAAGCGGAGAAGGAGGGUAGUGCCCUCAGUGUGCGUAUCAGCAACGUCUGAUGGCCCGCGGCCCCCGCCCCCCCCCCCCCCCCUGUCUCUCUGGUCUCUCCUCUUUCGGCAGCCCGGGUGAGGGCUGUCACCCAGGCUAGCUGGAGAGCCCCCGGAAGCACCCAUUCUCCACUCCCUCUGCUUUAACCUGGCGGGCCCGUGGGUAGGCGAGGCCAACUGGAGUCCGAGCUUUCCUUCCAUCGGCCCCUUCAGCCCACCCCACCCCUCCCCAAGGUACGCAACUCCCCGACACCAGGAUGGGGGAAGGAGAGGGAAGAUUAAGGCUGAGGUGGCUCAGGACGCAUCGGCCACGCUUGGAGACUCACAUCAGGACCACGCAGUUGGAUGGAUAGACUCCCCGCGCCCCCCCCGCCACCACCGCCACCACGAAGUUUGGUGACCUGGGGCCGGAGCCCCCACCCGCCUCUAAUUUCCCACCCAGCUAGUUCCCUAAGGCAAGACUCUGAUGGUUGUUUUGGAGUCCGCGCCCUCAGAAAUACGGGAAUCCGGAAUUAAUUGAUCCUGGGUUCUCUACCAACCCCUGUUGAAAGGAGUCAGGGUUUCUCAUAGCGUAAUUUCUGCUGGCACAUUCUGACUAGAACCUUGGUCACCCCCGUUUUCCUUUCUAUCUUCUCCAGUGGACCCCGUCUUAGGAUACCCAGUUUUCUCACAAAGCCGCCUCUUCUCUCAGAGAAUAGAGGUUGACGUGCGCCCAUCCCGGAAUCUGAACCCUUCGGUGUGGAGUGACGAAUGCAGAGCCCUCGUCCAAAGCCCUGACCCUAUCCUCCAGACAGCCCUGGGGGGGGGGGGGGAGGAUCUGUCUCCUGUGCCCCGUGGAUGGGAUGGCCCUUGCCGGUAUGUUCCCAACCCCCACGGAAAGGUCUGGAAAUGGUGUUCCAGGUACUUACAGGGCACAGAUUCCCAAGGAAAGCGACAUUAACCCUACCAUGCAGGAUGAGUACAUUCUCAGACCUCCAGACUGCUGUGUGGAGCCUCUGGGAACUGGGGGUGCUUUAUGAGGGUUUGGGCUGGGGCAGAACUCUGGCUGGCGGACACCAUUCUCCCUGUCACCUUUCUGAGGUGUCAGCUGUUUCACUAGGCAGUGCUGGGAGGGAGGGAGACUAUACUUCCUGACCCAACCACCGGGGUCUCCCUGAGCCAUUCCCGAGACUUGGGCAAAGUGGGCACGGGUCCCGUCUCCACUCCCCUCUGCCGUGAAGAGGAAGAAGUUAAAGGGUACGCUUUAGAUCAACCUCAGGCCAGUCCUUGUUCCCUGGUGGGGACUGUGGGAGGGGCCAAGAAGGGCGUUUGGGCACCAGAACGUUCUCUAAAGCCCCAAACCCCAAGAGUGCCUCCUGGUCUCAUGUAGGUGCCAAGGAACUGCCCCCGUGCCCCCACGGUGGCUUGGCAUAGAGUCCUUGUGCGAAUGCAGUGGCAGUUUGUUAAGAUGGACUCAGCCAACCGUGAUGAGCUCCAACACUCGCACAGGCCGUGGACACGCGUCUGCGUGCCGAGCUUCGGAGAAACGCACGGUUCUGAGGCUGGACCUGUGGUCACGGCUCACGCGACUGCACCAGGCCCCCUUCUACGCAGCUCUCCUUGAACUCAACUCCAUUUUGAAACUGAAGACCCUUCGUUCUUCCCUGACCGUAAACCCCA
Messenger RNA from Neofelis nebulosa (Clouded leopard), 3230 nucleotides. It is a transcript of the gene KCNJ10, whose product is annotated as potassium inwardly rectifying channel subfamily J member 10. Gene Ontology annotation, cellular component: plasma membrane. The transcript is spliced from 3 exons. The record is from RefSeq and is a predicted model, not a curated record. Lineage: Eukaryota; Metazoa; Chordata; Mammalia; Carnivora; Felidae. Gene Ontology annotation, molecular function: inward rectifier potassium channel activity. Gene Ontology annotation, biological process: potassium ion import across plasma membrane; regulation of monoatomic ion transmembrane transport. The coding region runs from base 24 to 1583 and encodes 519 amino acids.